Molecule: messenger RNA, 2103 nt
Organism: Alligator mississippiensis (American alligator)
Lineage: Eukaryota; Metazoa; Chordata; Crocodylia; Alligatoridae
Gene: PTGER1
Product: prostaglandin E receptor 1
Exons: 3
Coding region: 205-1281 (358 amino acids)
Biological process (GO): inflammatory response; adenylate cyclase-activating G protein-coupled receptor signaling pathway; positive regulation of cytosolic calcium ion concentration
Cellular component (GO): plasma membrane
Molecular function (GO): prostaglandin E receptor activity; thromboxane receptor activity
Source: RefSeq, a predicted model, not a curated record
GGCAGCAACCCCCGACGGGGAGCCGGAGCGGGGCCGGAGGCGGGCGGAGCUCAGCGCAGCGCCCACGGGCCGCCCCCCGCCCCCGAGCUCGGCGCGGACACACGGGCCGGUCCCGGCCGGGCGGAGCGGAGCCCCCGGCCCCGGAGCGGGGGAGCCGCGGAGCCGGCGGAGGAGGAUGCCCGGCACCCCCUGACCCCUGCCUCGAUGUUUGCUAGCCACCCAUCCAAUGCCACCCCCAUGGGGCCGGGGAACCCAGUCACACCUCCCCUGGCCCUGGGCAACAUAUCGCUGCAGCCACUGCCCCCGCCGGCAGCCUCACCUACCCUGCCAGUCUUCUCCAUGACCCUAGGUGUCGCCUCCAAUCUGCUGGCCCUGGCCAUCCUGGUGCAGGCCUACACCCAUCUGCGGCGCCGUUCCAAGGCCAUUUUCCUCCUCUUCGCCAGCAGCCUAGUGUUGACGGACCUGGCCGGGCAUGUGGUGCCUGGUGCCUUCGUGCUGCGGCUUUACGCCACACGCCAGGGCUGGGCCAGCCUGGACCCCUCAGGGGGGCUGUGCCAGUUCUUCGGUGCUGCCAUGGUCUUCUUUGGCCUGUGCCCGCUCUUCCUGGGCUGCCUCAUGGCAGCUGAGAGAUGUGUGGGGGUCACGCGGCCCCUGCUCCAUGCCCACCUGGUCACAGCUGGCCGGGCCCGCCUGGCCCUCCUGAGCCUGUGGGCCUCAGCACUGGGCAUCGCCCUGCUGCCCUUCGUCAUGGGCCUGGGCGCCUACGGCAUCCAGGAGCCAGGCACCUGGUGCUUCCUGCGGGUGGGCAGUAUCACCGGGGGGCAUCAGGGCGAUGUGGCCUUUGCCUUGCUCUUUGCCAUGCUGGGCCUGGCUUCACUGUUGGCCGCCCUGAUCUGCAACAGCUUAAGUGGUGCUGUGCUGCUGCGGGGCCGGGGCCGGCGGCGGGUGCAGCGCCGGGCGCAGGGCCACGACGUGGAGAUGGUGGCCCAGCUGAUGGGCAUCAUGGUGGUGUCCUGCGUCUGCUGGAGCCCCCUGCUGGUGGUGGUGGCGUUGACGGCGGGGCUGGGCUGGCCGGAGACCCCUGGGCGCCUGCUGUUCCUGGGUGUGCGCCUGGCGUCCUGGAACCAGAUCCUGGACCCCUGGGUCUACAUCCUGCUGCGGCGCGCAGUGCUACGCAAGCUGGGCCGGCUCCUGUGUCCGGGCCACAAAGGCACCACUCUGGACCGCUGGGAGCCCAGCUCCUUCCGCAGCUCGGAGCGCAGCACCCAUGGCCGGUCCUGAUGCCCCCGGAACCACCCAGCACCCCCCUGGGCCAGCCUGGACCCCCCAGGACCCCCUUCUUGGGCUGGCCUUGACCACAGAGCCCCCCCCAAGGACAGCUUGGACCCACCUCAAGACCCCCCAGACUGGCUUAGAGCCCCCAGCCCCCCCUCCAGUACAGACCUGAGCCCCGGGCCAGACAGCCCCCCUCAUGUACUCCUCCCCGUAUUGAUGAGCCAGCCCUAUGCUCCCAGCCCAAGUCCCUUCUUGGACGGCUGAUGGGGGGGCAUGCUGAAGCUGCAUGGGCUGGGGCAAAGGUGCAUGUAGCAGGGGGGUCUCCAGUCCACCCCUACCAGCUGGGGUGCUGGGCCAUAGCUGAGAUCUUGCGCCCGCUGUUGAUGUUGGUGACAGGGAAUGGCAGGGGGCACAAUGGAGGUACCUGACUGGGGUGACAGGUGUACAGGUGGGGAAACUGAGGCAUGGGGGGGGCAGAUCACAUGAGGCUUUGGUACACCCCUGUCCUAGAACUCCCUCCUCCCACCCCACACAGCUCAGCCUGCCACCUCUGCCAGCCCCACACCAGAGGCAGCUACAGCUCAGAGCUGGGUAAGGGGAGUCCCUGUUACACCUAGCUGUCACAUCCCAUCCCAAAAGUAGCCACAUCUCAGUGCUAGUCCCUGUAUAAACUACCCAGGGAGUACUCCUGGCCAUGGGGGGGCAGGGGGUGGAGGUAGGUUCCUAGGUGUCCAAUCUGGCCCCCACCCUCCCUCAAUGGCUGUGGCUUGCCCAGCCCAGCCUGCGGGCAGCGCUGGGCCCCAUGGACAAUAAAGAGCUUUUCUGGAA